AUCGAAUAAGAAAACAGUACGUUCUUCUUUACCCUUCGAUUGCUAUAUAAAGAAAUAAAAUACCGUUAUUAACAUAAUUUCUUUUAUAUUUUGACAAUAGUUGAAAAUGAAGUAUAUGUUAAUACUAUUUUUGCAGUUACUUUGUAUAGAUCUUAAUAAUGCUAGAGAAAUUACACAUGAAGAUAUUAAAGAUGCAAUGCUGAGUUUGGCACAUAUAAUGCGAGAAAAUACUGAAAAAUUAGAACGUCAUGAAGCACGAGAACGCCAGUUAGGAGAACAAUUAAAAAAAGCAAUUGCAGUAUUAACAAAACGUAUAUCAACUAUUGAUUCAUUAACAUUACAGUUAACUAAACUUGAUGAAAAAGUAAUAGGAAUAGAACAGUUAAUCUCACAGAGAGAUGAACGAGAAAGAAUACAAAUGCAAAAGACUGUUGAUAGCUUGGAAAAUUUAGAAAAUCGUUUAGUAGGAUGGCUUACAGAUAUUGAAAAUAAAGUAUCUGAAGUAAAUUCUCGAUCAGAUACAACGUUACCUUCAUUUGAUAAUUCUUUUCAUAUUAUUUCAAAAUUAAAUGAUUCAGAAUUAAUGUUAAUGGAAAGAAUUUCAAAAACAGAAUCACUUUUGAAAUCUGAAGCAAUAGAACUAAAAAAGGCCACGAAUUUUCAAUCAGGAACAAUUCAAGCAUUAUUAACAGAGAUCCAAGAUAUUGGUUCAAGACUCAGUGAUCUUGAAGUUUCAUUGGAAAAAGUUAAAGAACAAUCACAAAAUAUAAAAGAGAAGUUACAAGAACCUAAAUUUGAUUCUAUUUCGAAUAUUCAUAAUUAUGCAAGUGUACUACCCUCUAUACAGAAACUUUUAGAAGAUACCUCUGAUCAAAUUAAGAAAUUACCACAGAUUACUGAACUACAAAUUUUACAUAAUGAAACUCAAAUGCUAUUGCAAGAAACUAAACAUGCCUUAAAAGAUACUGUUACUAGUGGAGUUAAUGAUAUCGAAAAUAAACUAACAAAAACGAAAGAUGAAACAAAAGAUACUAUAGGAGUACUUAGAAUGGAUUUAGCAAAUAAUGCUGAACAUGUGAAUCAAGAAUUAAAUGAUCUUGAAAAGGGACAAUCUGUAAUGGUAUCAAUGGCUGAUCAUGUCUUAGAUACUAAAAAACGAGUUGAAUAUGGAGUGCAUCAAAUUCUUCUAGAAGUGGGAGAUUUAGUAAAAGCACAAGGUAUAAAUAUUAAUAAUACUCUAAACCAAAGGUUUAAUGGCAUAUCAAACGAUAUUAUGGACAAUCAGAAUGGAGCUUUGGCAAAUUUAACUACUAAGAUGGAACAAGAAAUGAAUCAGGUGUGGCGACAAAUAAAUGUCAUGUACCAGCAAAUGACAGAAAGUGCAAAAGCAUUAGAUAAAUUACAUAAACAAAAUGAAGAAUAUGUUAAUGGUACAACUUCUACUAUGGGUAGAAUGGAAAAUAAAGUGAGUGUGAUAACAAAACGCAUGAUUGAAAUCGAUGAGAAUUUAAAUUAUCUAUUAGGGAAACUUGCAUUGGUGACGUACGAAUUUGAUCAGAUUAAAACAGGUUUAGGUAAUGCAUUAGAUAAUAUUAAAGCAUCAUUCAAAGAAGUUCAAGAUAAAACAAAUGAUUUGAGACAUCCAGGGCCAUACCCAAUACCUGAAAAUUAA
Molecule: messenger RNA, 1672 nt
Organism: Eufriesea mexicana
Lineage: Eukaryota; Metazoa; Arthropoda; Insecta; Hymenoptera; Apidae
Product: centromere-associated protein E
Exons: 9
Coding region: 107-1672 (521 amino acids)
Cellular component (GO): plasma membrane
Source: RefSeq, a predicted model, not a curated record